This is a messenger RNA of Camelina sativa (false flax), 2671 nucleotides long. The record is from RefSeq and is a predicted model, not a curated record. NCBI's taxonomy places the organism in Eukaryota, Viridiplantae, Streptophyta, Magnoliopsida, Brassicales, Brassicaceae.
CCUCCGACAAAGAAGAGAUCCCUUUGGGUGGGUUUAAAAAACUAUAAGAAAAGAAAAAGAAAAAAGAAAAAGAAAAAAACAGAAAGAAAAGUAGUCAAAUGAGAAUACAUUCUUCUGAUCAUUCAUGGCUUUUAUUAGCCAUUCUCGUGAUUAUCCUCUCCUUCUCUGUAGCUCUCUCAAGCAGUGACAAAGCGAAAGAGAAAGAGAAGAAGACGACUUCGGUCGAUAAAAAGAAAGAAGUAACUUAUGAUGGAACGUCUUUGAUCAUCAAUGGAAAUAGAGAACUCCUUUACUCUGGCUCCAUACAUUACCCUCGUAGCACUCCUGAAAUGUGGCCAAACAUCAUCAAGAGAGCGAAACAAGGCGGGUUGAACACGAUUCAGACAUAUGUUUUUUGGAACGUGCAUGAACCUGAGCAGGGAAAGUUCAAUUUUUCGGGUAGAUCCGAUUUGGUGAAGUUCAUAAGAUUGAUUGAGAAGAACGGUAUGUAUGUAACCUUGAGGCUUGGACCUUUUAUUCAAGCUGAAUGGACUCAUGGAGGACUUCCUUACUGGCUGAGAGAAGUUCCCGGGAUCUUCUUCCGUACCGAUAAUGAACCUUUCAAGGAACAUACAGAGAGGUAUGUUAAGGUGAUACUUGACAUGAUGAAGAAGGAGAAGCUUUUUGCUUCACAAGGAGGUCCCAUUAUAUUAGGACAGAUAGAGAAUGAGUAUAGUGCAGUUCAACGAGCAUAUAAAGAAGAUGGAUUAAAGUACAUUAAGUGGGCAUCUAAGUUGGUACACUCGAUGGAUUUGGGGAUCCCAUGGGUUGUGUGUAAGCAAAAUGAUGCUCCUGAUCCUAUGAUCAAUGCUUGUAACGGACGACAUUGCGGCGAUACAUUCCCUGGUCCAAACAAAGACAACAAGCCGUCUUUAUGGACAGAGAACUGGACUACUCAGUUCCGAGUUUUUGGCGAUCCCCCAACACAAAGAUCUGGAGGUACCAACUUUGGAAGAACCUCUGCACAUUAUGUGACCACUCGUUACUACGAUGAUGCACCUCUUGAUGAAUACGGAUUGGAAAAAGAGCCUAAGUACGGUCAUCUUAAGCAUCUUCACAACGCACUUAACUUGUGCAAGAAGGCACUUCUAUGGGGACAGCCUCGAGUCGAGAGGCCUAGCAAUGAAACAGAGAUUCGAUACUACGAGCAGCCUGGAACCAAAGUUUGUGCGGCUUUUCUGGCUAACAAUAACACAGAAUCUGCAGAAAAUAUCAAAUUUAAGGGCAAGGAAUAUGUUAUUCCUCCUCGUUCCAUCAGUAUUCUCCCUGACUGCAAAACCGUUGUUUAUAACACCGCGGAGAUCGUCUCUCAUCAUACUGCAAGAAACUACAUGAAGUCAAAAAAAGCGAAUAAGAAUUUUGAUUUCAAAGUGUUCACUGAGACAGUGCCAAGUAAGAUCAAGGGUGACUCUUAUGUGCCUGUUGAGCUCUACGGCUUGACCAAAGACGAGACUGAUUACGGAUGGUACACCACAAGCUUUAAAAUAGAUGACAGUGAUCUCUCUAAGAAUAAAGGAGGUAAGCCUACUCUAAGGAUCGCUAGUCUUGGCCACGCGUUGCAUGUAUGGCUCAAUGGAGAAUAUCUUGGAAACGGACAUGGUAGCCAUGAAGAGAAGAGUUUCGUCUUUCAGAAGCCAGUUUCUCUAAAAGAGGGAGAGAACCACCUCUCCAUGCUGGGAGUUUUAACUGGAUUUCCAGAUAGUGGAUCUUAUAUGGAGCAUAGGUACACAGGUCCACGUAGUGUUUCUAUCUUAGGCUUGAGCUCUGGACCACUUGAUCUCACUGAACAAAACAAAUGGGGAAACAAGGUCGGUAUGGAAGGCGAAAGGCUUGGAAUCCACGCCGAGGAAGGUUUGGAGAAGGUUAAAUGGCAGAAACUCUCAGGAAAAGAACCAGGGCUUACAUGGUACCAGACAUACUUUGAUGCGCCAGAGAGCCAAAGCGCAGCAGCAAUUAGGAUGAAUGGAAUGGGGAAAGGUUUGAUUUGGGUGAACGGAGAAGGUGUUGGUCGAUAUUGGAUGUCGUUUUUACCGCCUUUAGGACAGCCUACCCAAAUUGAGUAUCACAUCCCUAGGUCUUUCUUGAAGCCCAAGAAAAACCUUCUAGUUAUAUUCGAGGAAGAAGCGAAUGUGAAGCCAGAGCUUAUCGACUUUGUAAUCGUCAAUAGAGACACGGUAUGUUCUUUUAUUGGAGAAAACUACACUCCUAGUGUCCGACACUGGACCAGGAAGAAUGACCAAGUCCAAGCCAUCACUGAUGACGUGCAACUCACGGCUAAACUCAAAUGUUCCGGCACAAAGAAGAUCUCCGCUGUGGAAUUCGCUAGCUUUGGAAAUCCGAAUGGAACUUGUGGAAACUUCACUCUUGGAACUUGUAAUGCUCCUGUCUCUAAGCAAGUCGUCGAGAAGUACUGUUUGGGUAAAGCACAGUGUGCAAUUCCGGUGAACAAGAGUACGUUCCAGCAAGACAAAAAGGAUUCAUGCCCUAAAGUUGCGAAGAAGCUUGCUGUACAAGUCAAGUGUGGUCGUGACAAGAAGAACUAAGGAUUCGUUGAACGGUUUAAUACUUAAUGUAAUUAUGUUUUGUAGAUACGUAAAGUAUGCAUUGAUUUGUUGUUCCAUUUUUUGAAUUU